AUGGGCAACCCCAUAAAGGACCAGCCCGAUGCUGGGCUCAAGAGUCUUAACCACUAUUCAAGCCGACUACCCCUCUGGCGCUACUGGCCUCGACAGAAGCUACUACCAUUAAUUCGAUAUGAGACUCCUUAUCUGGCUUGGGCGCAGGAGAAAGUUCGCACGCCGACACUAGACUCGUACUUUGCGUUUACCGCGAACCUCGGUACCCACACGUUUUUCAUGGUCUUCUUGCCCUUCCUCUUCUGGUGUGGCCAUACUAGCUUGGGUCGUGGACUUGUACACAUCCUGGCCGCCGGUGUUUUCUUCAGCGGCUUCAUCAAAGACUUGCUAUGUCUUCCCCGGCCACUCUCGCCACCCCUCCAGCGCAUCACUCAUUCUGGAUCUGCUGCUCUCGAAUACGGAUUCCCUUCGACACAUUCAACCAAUGCUGUCUCGGUGGCAGUUUACGCCGUCUUACUUCUUAACUCCCCCGAGUCGACUGUGAACCCACAAACGAGCUUGAUCCUUCAGAUUGUUACAUAUCUGUACCUCACAUCGAUCGUUCUGGGCCGAUUAUAUUGUGGUAUGCAUGGGAUGUUGGACGUUGUCGUGGGCUGCAUUUUGGGCGUAUUGAUUGGCCUGGCGCAGUUUAGCCUGGGCCCCGCAUUCGAUGACUAUCUCCUCUCGGCAAACCUGAAGGAGAUUCUCGUCAUCCCGAUAGUAAUUCUGGUUCUUGUUCGCAUUCACCCGGAGCCGGUGGAUGAUUGUCCUUGUUAUGAUGACAGCGUCGCUUUUGCCGGCGUUACGCUUGGCGUGGACGUGGGAUCCUGGUAUUUCACUGGGUCUAGCCUUGCCUGGGAUGAACCCCUACCUGGUACUAUUCCUUACGACUUCGAGACUAUUGGAAUCGCCAAGACAGCGCUUCGCCUGGUUGUUGGAGUUUUGUGUGUUUUUGCUUGGAGAGAGAUCACAAAGCCCACCUUGCUUCGCAUUCUUCCGCCUAUCUUUCGCAGCUUGGAGAAACUCGGUCUCCUCCUACCUCGGCGAUUUUUCACCACUGCCUCCCGCUAUACAACGGUUCCAUCCAAUCUGAAAGACAACGAUGUCCUUCCCAACUUCUCCGAUAUCCCGUCCAUCAUCACCACAAUUCGACACCCUCGACGUCGCGCCAUCUCUAUCGGUCCACAGUCCGAAGCCGAUGCAUAUGAGACUUUGGCAUAUCGGGAGAAGCGCCGACGUGAAAGCUUAUCCGGCAGCCGUGAAUCUCCUGCGGAUUCGGAUGUUAAACCCAAUGGAACUCAUCUUCUAGCUAGGAAGACUUCCAAGCUGGAUCAGUACGAGGGAAUGAUGGGCAGGGGUAGCCCCGGAGGAUGCCAAUAUUCCCCGAUCGUCGCCACUCCCACCCCCGAGUUCAAUACGUCCCGAACGGAUGAGAAGGAGGUCUUCUCCCAGAUUAAAAAGCCUCGUGUGCGAUAUGAUGUGGAGGUUGUGACCAAGCUGGUUGUAUAUGCAGGAAUCCCCUGGGUCGUGAUCAAUACCGCGCCCCCCGUAUUCGAGUUGUGUGGGCUCGGCGUCCCGAAUUAA
This is a messenger RNA of Penicillium cosmopolitanum, 1563 nucleotides long. RefSeq names its product phosphatase PAP2 family protein. NCBI's taxonomy places the organism in Eukaryota, Fungi, Ascomycota, Eurotiomycetes, Eurotiales, Aspergillaceae. The transcript is spliced from 6 exons. The record is from RefSeq and is a predicted model, not a curated record. The coding region runs from base 1 to 1563 and encodes 520 amino acids. Gene Ontology annotation, molecular function: sphingosine-1-phosphate phosphatase activity. Gene Ontology annotation, cellular component: endoplasmic reticulum membrane.